AUGACAACUACUAACAUGGAUCCCUAUCCAUAUCGCGAGUCUGCAAUCCCAAUCUCCCGCGGCUCAUUCAUAUUGAUCGAAGGGCUCGACCGAGCUGGGAAAACGACCCAAGUAAAGAAGUUAUGUGAUAAACUAUACGCCUCUGGACGAAAUGUCAAGCUUAUGCGAUUUCCUGACAGAACAACCUCAAUUGGUCAACAGAUAAAUUCCUACCUACAAUCCUCCACUACUCUCCCAGAUCAGUCAAUACAUCUUCUUUUCUCGGCAAACCGAUGGGAGAAAGCCCAAGAAAUUCGAGAUUUGAUUGCUCAAGGGUACACAAUCGUUUGCGAUCGUUAUUACUAUUCCGGAAUGAUUUACACAUCCUCCAAAUAUUCAAUCGAUUCUCCAAAUCAUCUUUCCCUUGAAUGGUGCAAAAAUCCUGAAAUAGGACUGCCGAUGCCAGAUAGAGUGAUCUUUUUGGAUCUAGAGCCCGAAGAAGCGGAAAAGCGAGGCGGGUACGGAGACGAGAAGUACGAAACGAGAGAAAUGCAAAGAAGAGUCAGGAAUGGAUUCUUGACAUUGCAAGAUUCAGAGCUUCCAGGAUUCGAGCAUGAGCGACGCAUAAUGAAGGCAAUCGAUGCAGGUAAUGGGCUAGAUGAGGUUGCGGAGAAGAUUUGGGAUGCCGUGAAGGGUUUGGUAGAACAGAUAGAAAAAGGGAAGGUUGGAGAGCUAGGUGUUGUUCGAUGA
Molecule: messenger RNA, 729 nt
Organism: Botrytis sinoallii
Lineage: Eukaryota; Fungi; Ascomycota; Leotiomycetes; Helotiales; Sclerotiniaceae
Exons: 2
Coding region: 1-729 (242 amino acids)
Biological process (GO): dTDP biosynthetic process; dUDP biosynthetic process; dTTP biosynthetic process
Cellular component (GO): nucleus; cytosol; cytoplasm
Molecular function (GO): ATP binding; dTMP kinase activity
Source: RefSeq, a predicted model, not a curated record